Molecule: messenger RNA, 4761 nt
Organism: Sebastes umbrosus (honeycomb rockfish)
Lineage: Eukaryota; Metazoa; Chordata; Actinopteri; Perciformes; Sebastidae
Gene: ldlrb
Product: low density lipoprotein receptor b
Exons: 18
Coding region: 610-3252 (880 amino acids)
Molecular function (GO): protein binding; calcium ion binding
Source: RefSeq, a predicted model, not a curated record
AGUAACCCUAUGGCUAGUAACAUCCAUUCUGCAGUAUUUUAGUGAUCUUGACUUCAUUACAGUUCAGAUGUCGUUGUAUUUAAUACAAUGACAAUAAAGCUUUCUAUUCUAUUCUAUUCUAUUCUUCUCAUAGAGACUGAUAUAUCAUCACUGAAUGUCUAGCAAGAUGUGAACUGCCUUUGUUAGUUCUGUCUGUUUCACCACUUCCUCUCAUCCAUUCUCCACUCUUACACACACACACACACACACACACACACACACACACACACAAAGUGAUACAGCAACAUUGUGGCUCCUCCUCCUGGCGGUGCCCACGUACACUUUCCAACAUCACACCACUGCUCUGUCUCCGCCCUCCUGUCAGCCUCAUAGAAACUCAUCAGAUGUUACUCGGACCCCAUAAUAUUUUGCUACCACUCUCCUUUUACGCACAGCCUCUCUGACUCUGCUGCCUGCCGCCUCUCCAUCUCAUCCAGAGCCUUUUUACGCACAGACCUCUGCUGUGAACUCGCCCAUCUGCUCCUCCAUCCAUAUCUGCAAUCAUCACAGCUCAACUUGACUCUUCUUCUUUUGCGGGUCAAAGAAGGACACAUUAAGGAAGACAGGACAAUGUUUGGGAUGCGGAGGGGACUCGUUCCGGUGUCCACAUGUUGGUGUUUGCUGAUGCUGAUUCAUUUUUCGCUUCCAGCAGAUGCAGCCUACAUAUGCAGCCCCAUUCAGUUUAAGUGUGGAAACGAGAGGUGCAUCACCCGCAAGUGGACUUGUGAUGGAACCGACGACUGUGGUGAUGGAACAGAUGAACUCCCUGCAACCUGCGCAUCCAAAACAUGUCUGGAGUCAGAGUACAACUGCGGCCCGCCCACCAACCAGUGUAUACCAGGAGGCUGGCACUGUGACGGCAGAGCUGAAUGUGACAACGGAGCAGAUGAGAAAAACUGCACGGCCAAACAAUGCACCGCUGGUGAGUUCCGCUGCACCACUGGACAUUGUAUAUCCACCACCUUCCGUUGCGACGGCGACCACGACUGUCCAGACGGCUCAGACGAGGCUUCCUGCCCCAAACCCACCUGCAGCUCUCGUUCCUUCCAGUGCAACAACUCGGUAUGUGUGCCGGCCUUUUGGAGCUGCGAUGGAGACGAGGACUGUGCCGACGGGUCGGACGAGUGGCCGCAGAACUGUGUGGGACGGCAGCCGGAGAAGCCAGUGGUGCGCUGCGGCGUUCAUGAUUUCCAGUGUGCAAAUGGGGACUGUAUCCAUGGUAGCUGGAGGUGUGACGGAGGCAACGACUGCCAGGAUCGAUCGGACGAGGUCAACUGCAGUCGUCCUACUUGUCGCCCAGAUGACUUUCAGUGUAAUGACGGCGCCUGUAUCCAUGGCAGCCGCCAGUGUGACAGAGAACCCGACUGCAGGGACCUCAGUGAUGAGAUUGGCUGCCACACAGAUAAUGUAUGUGAAGGCCCUACCAAGUUCAAGUGUCGCUCUGGGGAGUGUAUCAACAUGGAUAAAGUGUGUGACAAACAGAAAGACUGCAGAGACUGGUCCGAUGAACCUAUCAAAGAGUGUAACAACAAUGAGUGUUUGACUAAAAAUGGUGAAUGCUCCCAUACCUGCAACGACCUGAAGAUUGGCUACAACUGCUCCUGCCCUGCUGGAUACAAACUGAAAGUGGACAAGAAGACCUGUGAAGACAUUGAUGAAUGUGCUGAGCCGGACACUUGCGGUCAGAUCUGCCUCAACCUGCCCGGCAGCUACAAGUGUGACUGUAAGGAGGGCUACACGAUCGACCCCAUGACCAAGACAUGCCACGCUGAAUCAGGCACUGUCCCCACCCUCUACUUCACCAAUAGACACGAGGUGAGGAAGAUGACGGUGGACCGCAGCGAGUACGUGCGUCUGAUCCCCGAGCUGAAGAACGCGGUGGCUCUGGACAUGGACAUGCCCAACAAGACCAUCUUCUGGUCUGACUAUUCUCUGAAGAAAAUCUACAGCUCCAAGCUAGACGUGGCCGGUAACUCCUCUCACCACACUGUGGUAAUUGGCAGUGGGAUCGAGGACCCAGCAGGCAUUGCGGUGGAUUGGAUCCAUGGCAACAUCUACUGGACUGACAGCAUUUUGAAGACUAUCUCUGUGGCAACAACAGACGGCAGCAAGAGGAAGACCCUGAUCGCAACAAACCUGGAUAAGCCGAGAGCCAUCACAGUCGACCCUGUGAACAACUUUAUGUACUGGACCGACUGGGGCGAGGAGGCCAAGAUAGAGAAGAGUGGGUUGAAUGGAGCGGAUCGCGUUGUCCUGGUAACAGAUAACAUCAUGUGGCCCAAUGGCAUCACCCUGGACAUGGUCAACCAGCGUCUGUACUGGGUGGACUCCAAGAUGCACACUCUGUCCAGCAUCGAUGUGAACGGAGGGACGCGACACAGUCUCAUUUUCAGCCCGGAAAAGCUCGCCCACCCCCUCUCUCUGACUGUCUUUGAGGACAAAGUGUUUUGGACAGACAUGACCAACAGUGCUGUUUUUAGUGCCAACCGCCUGACGGGGAGGGGCGUCACUAAGCUGGCGAUGGACCUGAACCAGCCAGAGGACAUCAUAGUGUACCACAACCUCAAGCAGCCAAUCGGUACAAACUGGUGCAGACAGAGCAACAGUAUGAAUGGCGGAUGCGAGUUUCUGUGCCUCCCUGCCCCUCAGAUCAACGAGCGCUCCCCUAAAUACACCUGCGCCUGUCCUGACCACAUGACCAUGGGACCUGACAUGAGGAAAUGUGUGGCAGCCUCAGUUGCCCCUCCUGCCGAAAAAGAAACUGGUGCACCGCUCCCUCCCAAAGCUCCCACCAAGCCCGCUACAACACCCAGCCCGCCUGUCCCUACCACUACUACAACCACAACUACAACUACCACCACAACUACAACUACCACCACAACUACCAAAAAACCCACAACUACCUUGUCCACACAACAACCUGCCGCCACUGCUCAAGGUAACAGAUUGGCAGCCUCGCCCGAAGAAGCCUCUUCAUCUCACCCCGUUGCUCUCUAUGUUGUGUUGCCAAUACUGGUCAUGUCCCUUCUGCUCUUUGGAGCAGUGUUGCUAUGGAGACACUGGCGUCUGAAGAACAGCAACACCAUCCACUUUGACAACCCAGUGUACCAGAAAACCACCGAGGAUGAGAUGCACAUCUGCAGGAACAGCUCUGAAGGCUACGUUUAUCCUCAGAGGCAAAUGCUGAGCACGGAGGACAUGGAUAUUGCAUGACCCAAAGAUGACACUAGCUGUAAUUGAAGUAAUUUUUUUCCGAUGCAAACGUGAAGCAAUGAAGGCCAUUUUUUUUCUACUGCUGCUGCUUAACAGCCCCUUCCCUUCCCCCCCUCUGUGAGCUCAUUUUGUGGCUUAUGCUUCUGACCUCAGCACUGUGCCGUCCAAGUCUGAAGGAAGAACUGAAAAAAAAGAAAAGAAAAAAAAAAGAUCUUUGAAACUUUAGUAUGACAAAAUAAAGUAGAAGUGCAGGAAGCCAUUUAGUCGGACCCCAAAAUGGUUUCAAAAUGAAGGACUAAUGCAUGGUCUCGGAAGAUGAAGUUCUUGAUCCCAGAGACUCUUAUGAAGCUAUCUGACUUACUUUACAACCAAUACAUUGCCUCAGUAUGUUGAUUAAAUACAUAAGUCACAAGUUCUGCAAGUUUAACUUGAAAAGCCUGACCGAUUAUGUCUUAACGCUGAUGUGUGCCUUCCAUCCACACUCUGGUAAUUUAGCAAACUUUAUUGGAUGUAUAUAAAUGCCUUACUAAACCAGUUUCUGUGGUAGUGAAACUUUAGUGCUUUAGCUUCAGGCAGUGAUGCCUUCAUAAUUAUACCGAGGCCUUCUCUUCACCUGUUGCACAUUUAGUUGGCUCCCAUAUCAGAGUCAUUUAUCUUUAUCAUCCAUCAUGUCUCAAAUGUAAGUCCCAUUGAAAUCAGUACUCUCAUGUUCUUUAUUGUUUCCAUUAUGUCCGAGUGUGGAGAGUCACAGAUGGUUUACAUUGUAAAUGGAAAAAGCUGCUGAGUUUUCUGAAGUCAACCAAAAUGAAGAAAAUGUUCUUUUUAUGAAUGAAGAUAGUAAAGUAAAAAAAGCGAUUGUAGGUGAUCAUAACACUGUAAAUAAUAUCUGUAAAUAUUUUUUGUAAAACUCUCUUAAGUUCAAUCUGGUGUUGCCUUUUUACAUUUGUACAUUUUAAUCAAGAAAUGUUGUAAAUAUGUAAGAGAUUCUUUUAUUUAUUUAUGGAAAUAUAUGAGAGAAGGAUUUUGAUUUUUGUCAUCUGGCUGUAAACAUGUUAGCACCUACCACGAUGAAUUGUUUUUGUUCCAGCUAAGCCAGUUUAACCUUUACAUUGCACAGCUGUUGUUAUUUAACUUAUGUUCAAUCAAAACUUUGCUCCGCUGUUCAGUUUCGUGUGAGCGACAUCCUGUAUGAGCCACUAUACGGCAGCGUAGUGCUGCAUGUUACAGAGAAAUACUAAAGAAGCUUGUUAAUUGUUUGUUUCUUUUUCAGCGAUAAAUUACAUAAUUUAUUUUGCUUCAGCUUUUCUGUUACGUUUUGUUCUCACUGUGAGGUUAUUAAGGCACAUACUGUAGUGUGCAAAGCAGCAAAAUGUAUGUAUGUAUGUAUGUAUGUAUGUAUGUAUGUAUGGACAAGAAUUGAUGCGCAACAGCCGGCUUGUAUAUGCACAUUGCUUUGUUUGUUUUUGGUUGUGUUGGGUUUUUUUAAAUAAAAGAAAAAUUCUCGUAAAA